Acanthoscelides obtectus is the source of this 247-nucleotide messenger RNA. The record is from the annotation of a GenBank genome assembly. NCBI's taxonomy places the organism in Eukaryota, Metazoa, Arthropoda, Insecta, Coleoptera, Chrysomelidae.
UACAGAUAAAUAGCCGUCUAUUAAUUAAAUACACGAAAUGAAAUUAGUGUAUACUACGCCGUCUGUGUCUAAGUUCGCGUCUUUUUAUGUCCUUCUUGCUCGGCUGCUGAGCACAGACUUGAGACUUCCUUGUCGCUUCCUUGUCGUCAGGCGACAAAAGGUGAGGCGCUUUCGCGAUUGGCUUCUAGAUUGUUCUAGAAGGCUUCUUCCUUCAGUGGCGUAGGCAGCGCAUAGGCGUCGUCAAUCG